Messenger RNA from Hibiscus syriacus, 732 nucleotides. Its product is annotated as indole-3-glycerol phosphate synthase, chloroplastic-like. The record is from RefSeq and is a predicted model, not a curated record. NCBI's taxonomy places the organism in Eukaryota, Viridiplantae, Streptophyta, Magnoliopsida, Malvales, Malvaceae. Gene Ontology annotation, molecular function: indole-3-glycerol-phosphate synthase activity; phosphoribosylanthranilate isomerase activity. Gene Ontology annotation, biological process: L-tryptophan biosynthetic process. Bases 1 to 672 code for a protein of 223 amino acids. The transcript is spliced from 8 exons.
AUGCCUAGUUUAAUUGCUGAAGUUAAGAAGGCUUCCCCUAGCAGAGGAAUUCUAAGAGAGGAUUUUGAUCCGGUUGAGAUAGCACAGGCAUAUGAGAAGGGUGGAGCCGCUUGCCUCAGUGUUUUGACUGAUGAAAAGUAUUUUAAGGGGAGCUUUGAAAAUCUGGAGGCUAUAAGAAAUGCUGGAGUAAAGUGUCCUCUACUGUGCAAAGAAUUUGUGAUAGAUGCUUGGCAGAUCUAUUAUGCUCGAAUCAAAGGAGCAGAUGCAAUACUUUUAAUUGCUGCUGUUUUGCCUGAUCUUGACAUCAGAUAUAUGGUUAAAAUCUGCAAGAUGCUUGGUUUGGCUGCACUUGUCGAGGUGCAUGGUGAGAGGGAAAUGGAUCGUGUUCUUUGUAUAGAAGGGAUUGAACUUAUUGGUAUCAAUAAUCGUAACCUUGUAACAUUUGAGGUAGAUAUCAGUAACACAAAGAAGCUUCUUGAAGGCGAGCGUGGCCAAUUGAUCCGUCAGAAAGAUAUAAUUGUUGUAGGAGAAUCUGGACUAUUUACACCGGAUCAUGUUGCUUAUGUGCAAGAAGCCGGUGUUAAAGCGGUUUUGGUUGGGGAGUCGAUAGUAAAGCAAAGCGACCCUGGAAAAGGAAUAGCUGCACUUUUUGGUAAAGACAUUUCUGUAUGAUUUUUAAUUAAAAGUUGGAUCGUUUGAUUUCUGGAAUGGGGAUAGUCUGUUUGAUUUACA